Molecule: messenger RNA, 1090 nt
Organism: Cannabis sativa
Lineage: Eukaryota; Viridiplantae; Streptophyta; Magnoliopsida; Rosales; Cannabaceae
Exons: 2
Coding region: 34-1062 (342 amino acids)
Biological process (GO): proteolysis
Molecular function (GO): cysteine-type peptidase activity
Source: RefSeq, a predicted model, not a curated record
CAGGCCACUCUGCUAAGAGGACAAACAGCGAUUAUGGAUCAGUUGAAGACCAUAAUGACGCUCCUGCAAGAUCCUGGAAGGCCGGCAGCAGAUUCACAGCCACAUCCACAGCCACAGCCACAACCGGAAGAGGAGGCUCGGACACCGGAAGAUGACUUCAUUCUCCCAAAUGAUUACCAACCGGAUGAUGAUGACAUGUUCUGUACACCUGAGAAGACGAAUAUCACCAGCAUCGGGGAUACUCAGGAUUCUGAGGUGCAGGUGUUAGAGACAGCUCCAGAAGUCAUGGAGAACCGGAGGAAGAGAAGGCGGCCUAGGUGGUUCGCUGAGUACACUGAAAUGAAGAAGAAGGCUAGGGCUACUUCGACACUCGUGAAUGCGGACCCACUUAGAGUGGUUGAUCGGAAGCUGCUCAAGACUUUUCACAAUUGGGUACUCGGCCAGAUUGGGAACAAUUACCCGAGAGAGUGCUUCACCGGUCGAUACCAUUCGUCUUGGUUCCUCGAACUGCAUACUCCGAAAUUUUGGCUUGGGAACGAUCAUUUGGAUGCGGCAUUCCAUUUGAUGAGGAGGCGGCAACACUUUUAUCCCGAGUCCUACCCGAAUAGAUGUGUCAUAAUGCCGUGUAUUUUCCCAGCAGGAGUUAUUGCUCGGUGGGAAGCUGCGGGUGAUGACCAGGCUAACUAUCAGUGGGACGAGGGCAUAUUAGAUUUGAUCCGAGGGGAUGAAAGUCAAUUCUUGGCCAGUUGGAAGAACAAGGAGAGAAUAUAUAUGGCCCUCUACUUCGUUGGAGCAAAGCAUUGGGUGGCAUUAGAGAUAGAUCUGGAUCAUUGGUUGUUGAACAUAUUUGACUCCAGCCUCGGAUCGAUUUCCACGAACGAAUUGAACCGUCACCUGGAAAUGUGGAAAAAAUUACUACCAAAUUUGCUGCUGCAGGCUGGCCUAUUCGAGAGUCAUGACAUGAUCCUCUUGCCUCAACUUACCGCCUCAGAGAGCCAGGUCAGAAAUUUCACUUCAAAAGUCAUGGAUCGGGCCGUUGUUCCACAGACAAAGACAAGGUAACUUUACUACAAUUGAUUUUUUUGUUAUU